This is a messenger RNA of Galleria mellonella (greater wax moth), 2423 nucleotides long. RefSeq lists its product as uncharacterized. The coding region runs from base 118 to 2232 and encodes 704 amino acids. The transcript has 4 exons. Lineage: Eukaryota; Metazoa; Arthropoda; Insecta; Lepidoptera; Pyralidae. The record is from RefSeq and is a predicted model, not a curated record.
UGAUCUGAAGCUGGCAACACUCACAGAAACUGUCAUGCGGGGCGCGUCAUUACGUUCUUACCGCUUUAUUUAUUAAAAUAAAAUUUUCUACUUAAUAAUUAUAUCCAAUGCUUUAGAAUGGGUGCCAAAACGCCAGCGAAGCUGAAACUCAGACGGCCAAUGUACAAAUGUAACAUUUGCGACCGAAAGUUAUUGAGCGCGCAAGCUCUAAAAACCCACCAAUAUUGCAUACACAAUUUAUCGAAGCCUAAACCAGAAGCGAAUACUGUGCGAGCGAAAGAUAUGAAAACGGUUCAAAAUAAGACGACAGAGCCUAAAAUAACGAGUAAGCCGACAGUUGAAGUUGCAGAACAAAAAAAAAGUCCCGUAAUUUCACCGGCGAAAUUGAGCGAUGUUCGUCGAAUCGAAUUUCAGUGCCCUAAAUGCGAGAAGCUAUUUGAUGUGUACUUCUCGGCGUAUAGACAUAUACAGAAACACCAUUGUGUCAAUAGCAAAGGACGCAAAGUUCCAUCAAGCUCGCCGGAUUUGAUAAAGCCAAUACGAGUGGAAUUGUGCGUGAAGUGUAAUAAGAAAGUGCACGUCAAUGAUAUCCACGUAUGCAGCGACACCAUAGAGCAUGAGUCUGGCUUCAUUACAAACUAUGUGUGCACGGGUUGUUCACAAGGAUUCAGCACGAUACAAGUGUUUGAUUUGCACAUAUCAGGGCUACACAGCGAUGGCGUUGAUAGCAUGUUCUUUCCAACAAUGAAUGAGUUUUUGACGUGGAAAAAUGAUAUGGAGAGCCAAACAAAGAUCAAAUAUCUAGUAUUGGGGAAGUGUAACAUGAAGCAAACGUAUCGUUGCACUUUUCUGCCCAGCGGUGAGCCUGCAGACAGUCGGACAGCUCAUUUCUGCCCAUCCAGCCUCGUGGUACAGGAGUUUACAAAAGGUAUACAAGUUCAUUAUUAUAAACAACAUUAUGGACACAAUUGUGAAAAGUACACACUAACAGAUACAUACAAGAAAUAUCACAUAACACCAAUCAUAGCGCAAGCAUCCAGUUACGAAUGCACAGAGGUGGUGACAGAAGACGAGAAAGAUUUAUAUGUACAGUUCAAAACGUUAAUGGAAUCAAUAGUGUUAGAAGCUGCCAAAGUUAAAAUCGACACCCUGAAGAUUAUGGUGGGGAAGGCUUUAGAAAUGACAUCAGUUCUCACCAACUAUGAGGAAGAUGAAGAGAUGACGUCACUAAUUGAACCUCAGGUAACAACAAGCAAAAGCAUGACAGACGACCAAAUAACAAAAGCCUUACAAAGUUUGCAAAAUUCCAACAAACGGAAAUUAGAGAAGGAUGACGAUGAAGAUGUUGAUGUUAAUAGAAAACUAAAGAAACGCAACACAGAUAUAACGGUUUUGUCGCCGAAAAUUAUCAAUGCUUUCUCUAUGGCCAAAACUGUGGAGAACAGUAAAAAACAGACUGAAAAAGCUGCAACACCAGCAUCCACUAAACCUAUUAUAGACGAGGAAGCAGCUAGAAUUAAAUAUAAAUCACUUAUGCAAUCACCCUCUUACAAUGAUUCCUAUAAAGAUUUCCUAGAUAAAAACUUCAAAACAGGCAUCGAACAUAGUAAUACUAAAACUGAAACAAGGAAAGUAGCAAGUUUGAAUGCAGAAGCGAAAAAAGAUGCUAAUGUUAAUGUUGCCAACAAAAAGAAUGAUACUCCGUCUAAAACUGCAACGAAAACAGAUACAUCAUCCAAAAAUUAUCUACUUGUUGAUGGUUUAAAGGGUAUUUCCACUUCAAAUAUGACUACAGUUAAAAAACUUGCACUCACUAACUCAAUCGCUGGUGAGAAUAAAAAGGACGGUCCUAUUUCAAAGAUAGAUAACAAAAAAAAUAAUACUGAUCUACUAGUCGAAUCAUCAAAACAGACCACAAACAAAAAUAUUUCGAAAACUAUUCUGAACAAAAAGGAUAUUACUUCGUCAAAAACGAUUGAUGCUAAAAAAGAUAGUCCCAUUUCAAAAUUGGAAUCCAAAAAAGAUUCAACGUCAAAAUCUGCCGAGAUCAAGAGAACAUCAAAGAAAAAUAUUGUUAAAACUAAAAUCGGUCAAUUCAAACCCAGUUUAUCUCCGAAAAAAUCGACUGAAUCAAAUACGUCAAAUACAUCUAUUAACAAGUCAAUAGUUGACUUCGAAUAUGAAGUCAAGGAACAGGAGAAUGAUUGUAAUAUAUUAAUUUUAAAGAUAUAGUACUAAAUUAGUAUUAUUUCGUUUAGUAUAUAGUUAUAACGCACGUGUAAAAUGUAUCAUUCAAUUUUUCACUCUGUAUAUGCUUAGUUUCCUAGUUUCAUGUUUUUUUUUUAUUUACACCCAGAUCAUUGUAAUAUAGUUUUUGUUUGGCAUUAUGUUAAUAUUGAUGAAAUUAAAUAUUUUAAGAAGUG